Messenger RNA from Prunus armeniaca (apricot), 1323 nucleotides. The record is from the annotation of a GenBank genome assembly. NCBI's taxonomy places the organism in Eukaryota, Viridiplantae, Streptophyta, Magnoliopsida, Rosales, Rosaceae.
AUGUCGUUCGCUUCUCGCCCCUUCCCCAUCCUCCUCCUCUCUCUCCUCAUCACCUUCUUCUCUCUCUGCUCCGCCGAGAUCCGGUCCUCCUCUGUCCGAUCCGACUGGCGACCCAUCAUCCCCUUCGACGAGUUCGGAUUCACCCACAAAGGCCGCCUCGAGCUCAACGUCUCCAAAAUCGCCCUCUCGGAUCACCCCAACCCGAAUCCGGACCUCUCCAAAGUCGGGUUCUUUCUCUGUACCCGAGACUCCUUGAUCCAUGUCUCCCAGCAGCUCGAAGAAGGCGAUGUACGGUGCGCGCUAGAUUCGAACCUCGUCAAGCGCGUCUACACCUUCGACUCUCUUAAGGGCGGCCGUGAAUUCUCCACCGUCUUCUCCGAGACCGACGCCGAUCAGUACAUGCUUCUCUUCGCCAACUGCCUUCAGCAGGUCAAGGUCUCCAUGGACGUCAAAUCGGCGAUGUACAACCUCGAAGGGAAGGAAAACCGCCGCGAUUAUCUCUCCGCCGGUAAAACAAUUCUCCCUAGGGUUUACUUCUUCUUCUCUUUAGUCUACGCUGCUCUUGCCGGUUUGUGGAUCUUCGUGCUCUAUAAGAAACGACUUACCGUUUUUGGAAUCCAUUUCUUUAUGCUCGCUGUUAUAAUUCUCAAAACUUUCAACUUGCUAUGUGAGGCUGAGGACAAGUCGUAUAUCAAGCGCACUGGUAGCGCUCAUGGCUGGGAUGUGUUGUUCUACAUCUUCAGCUUCUUAAAGGGUGUCAUGUUGUUCACUCUCAUCGUUCUGAUUGGAACUGGGUGGUCGUUUUUGAAACCCUUUCUACAAGACAAGGAGAAGAAGGUUUUGAUGAUUGUGAUUCCGCUUCAGGUCGUAGCCAACAUUGCCCAGGUUGUGAUUGACGAGACUGGGCCUUUUGGGCAUGAUUGGGUUACUUGGAAGCAGGUGUUUUUGCUUGUAGAUGUUGUUUGUUGCUGUGCUGUCUUGUUUCCGAUUGUGUGGUCUAUUAAGAACUUGCGUGAGGCUGCUAGGACUGAUGGCAAAGCUGCUGUGAAUUUGAUGAAGUUGACUUUGUUCAGGCAGUACUACAUUGUGGUUAUAUGCUACAUUUACUUUACACGGGUUGUAGUUUAUGCAUUGGAGACUAUCACUUCAUACCGGUACCUUUGGACCAGUGUGGUUGCCGCAGAGUUGGCCACGCUUGCUUUCUACGUGUUUACCGGGUACAAGUUCAAGCCGGAGGCGCACAACCCGUACUUUGUGAUUGAUGAUGAGGAGGAAGAGGCUGCAGCCGAGCAGCUGAAGCUUGAGGAUGAGUUCGAAUUGUGA